UAAUGGAUAUUAAUCGGGUGUCCGCGAGCCGCCGACCCGAACCUCGUCCUAGUCGUGAGGAUCACGGUUCGCGUGCAACAGCUGAGCACGCUUCCCACCUCGUCCUGAAACGCGGCGCGCCUGUCUGUGUUCCUUCCAAAUUUUUGCACAAGUUCGCGGUACAUUGCAACACGGUUCUAUUUCUUCUUCCUCUUUUAAAUAAACAUCAACAGGAAUGAAGAAAAAGUUUAAGAUACCACCGUUAUCCUUGGACAAGCAGAAGGAAAGCGCCAAGAGUUACGAUGUCACGCAAAUAACUGAAGAAAAGAAAGAGGAAAUAACAGAAAAAGUUUCAUUCUUCAGAUUGUUUAGAUUUGCAACAUGUCUGGACUGGUGCUAUCUAUCAAUCGGUGGGCUGUGUUCGCUCCUCGCCGGAGUCGCACAACCUUUCAUGUUCAUAUUCUUCGGCGACGUGACGGAAGUCAUGAUCAACUUUUCAGUAGUUCUCUACAACAAAACCGUCUCCGAAGAAGACUUCUCAAUUGCAGAAGAUACCUUUAUCGAGGGCAUUAGAAAGUUUGGUAUUGAAACGUCCAUAUUAGGUUUUGUCACUGUCAUUUGUAUGUAUAUAUCAGUGGUGUUGGUGAACCGAAGCUCAAUAAGACAGAUUUCCAAACUAAAAUCAAUUUAUAUGGAGAGCAUUUUGAACAAAGAUAUCGCUUGGUAUGAUGUCAAUCAAACUGGCGAUUUUUCCAGCAGAAUAACGGAGGAUUUGGGUAAAAUUGAAGAUGCGUUGAGCGACAAACUGUCGACGUUCGUGUUUUACAUGUCCACAUUCUUUUCGGGUUUAAUCGUUUCCUUGAUCGAAGGAUGGGAAUUGUCUUUGAUCUGCCUGAUUUACCUUCCGGUAUCUCUUGUAGCAAUGGGUUUAGUUUCAUGGCUUAGCGGAAAAUUGGUGAAGAAAGAGAUGGACGCUUAUGCAGCGGCAGGUGCCAUAGCCGAGGAAGUUCUUGGAGCAAUCAGAACUGUGAUGGCUUUCGACGGACAGCAAAAGGAAAUUGACAGAUACAAAGAAUGUCUGUUUGUUGCUAGGGAUAACAAUAUUAGGAGAGGGCUAUUUACGGCUUUCAGUAACGGAUCUAUGUGGCUAUUUGUUUAUGGUUCUUACGCUUUAUCAUUCUUCUAUGGUAUCAAACUUAUUAUAGAUGAGAAAUACUUGUCGGAUGAGGAACGAGUAUAUACACCAGGAAAUAUGAUCACGGUGUUUUUUGGAGUUCUGGUUGCAACGUGGAACUUCGGUCAAUGCGCACCGUUCUUCCAAAUUUUCAGCGUGGCCGCAUCCGCAUCGGGCAAGAUAUUUUCUAUUAUCGAUGAACCUCCAACAGUAAAUUUAUCAAAAACAUCUGGAAAAAAAUUUAGUUCCUUGCAAGGAAACAUUAAAUUCGAGAACAUCCAUUUCAACUAUCCUUCAAGGACGGAUGUUAAGAUUUUACAAGGCUUAAAUUUGAAUAUAAACUCGGGGGAGACUGUGGCUUUAGUAGGAAGUUCUGGUUGCGGUAAAUCCACAUGCAUCCAAUUAAUCCAAAGAUUUUACGAUCCAUUAAAUGGAAGAGUGACUAUCGAUGGUAAUGAUAUGAAAGAUUUAAAUCUAAGGUGGCUUAGAUCUCAAAUAGGAGUCGUGGGUCAAGAGCCUGUGCUGUUUGGAACUACAAUUGAAGAGAACAUCAGGUACGGUAACCAGUUUGCCACUAGAGAUGAGAUCGAAGAAGCUGCUAAAAAGGCAAACGCACAUACCUUCAUUAAAAACCUUCCGCAAGGAUACGAAACGACAGUUGGAGAAAGGGGAGCCCAAUUAUCUGGAGGUCAAAAGCAGAGAAUCGCCAUUGCUCGGGCUUUAGUUAGGAAGCCGGCGAUUCUGCUUUUGGAUGAAGCUACAUCAGCUUUAGAUACAAACAGCGAGGCUCAAGUCCAAGCAGCUUUAGAUUCCGCUAGUAAAGGUUGCACGACAAUAAUUGUUGCUCAUAGGCUGUCAACUAUAAGAGGUGCGAACAGGAUUGUUGUGCUUUCGGAAGGACAAGUAGUCGAAGAAGGCACCCACGACAAGUUAAUGUCUUUGAAAUCGGCUUACUAUAAAUUAGUUACUUCUCAGAUUUCCAGCGAAGUUAAAGGAAAUUUAGAGGAAAACAACAUGACAGAUUUAGAUGAAAGUAAUAAUGAAGUUUCACCGAAGUUAUCGGUUAUUUCAAAUGAUAUUCAAGCUGAAGAAGUAUUAGAAAAAGAUAAUAUCAAUAUGUGGACAACUAUUGGAGAAAUUUUGAAAUUGAACAAACCGGAAACGAUGCAUAUAAUAAUUGCGUGCAUCGGCGCUGCAAUUUCCGGUGCGUCUCUUCCGAUAUAUUCGAUUGUUUUUGGUGAUAUCGUUGGAAUCCUAGGCGACGACGAUACGGAUUUUGUUAGAACAGAAGGAAACAAGUUCAGCAUGUAUUUUGCUAUAAUAGGUGUUGUAACUGGAAUCGCGGCAUUCUUUCAAUGGUAUCUAUUUGGAAUUUCUGGAGAAAAGCUAACGCUUCGAGUGAGAUCUAAACUCUUUGAGACAAUGCUGAAACAGGAAAUUGGUUGGUACGAUAGGAAGGAUAAUGGAACCGGAGCUUUAUGUACGAAACUAUCAGCUGAUGCGUCCGGUGUGCAAGGGGCUUCAGGUCAAACCAUCGGGACAAUCGUUAAUUCGUUAUCUAGUUUAGGUUUAGCAAUUGGAUUUUCUUUCUAUUUUGAAUGGAGAUUAACCUUGGUCAACCUUUGUUUUGUACCAUUAAUAUUUAUGGCCAUCUAUUUCGAGCAGAAGUUAGUGAACAACGAUACUGGGGGAAGCAGGGAUGCUGUAGAAAAAUCAUCAAAAAUUGCAGUUGAAGCAAUAAGCAAUAUUCGAACAGUGGCUUCGUUAGGUUGCGAGAAGAUCUUCCAUACGCAAUUCUUGGAAGUGCUGGGACCGCAUUACAGGAAAGCUAGGAGAGGCACGCAUUUGCGUGGUAUCAUUCUUGGAAUGUCCCGUAGUUUGAUGUUCUUUACGUAUGCAGCUUCGAUCUACUACGGCGGAACUUUAAUUCAGAACGAGAAAUUGCACUAUUCAUUGGUUUUCAAAGUUUGUGAAUCGAUGAUUGCCGGAGCUUGGGCUGUGGGAAAUGCGUUGGCUUUUGCACCGAACUUGCAGAAAGGUGUCGUGUCUUCGGGAAAGUUGAUCAGAAUGUUGAGAAGGAUUCCUGCGAUUAGGGAUAAUCAGAAUUCAACCUCGUUGUCUUGGGCUAACAGCAGCAUCAACUACAAACACAUCAAGUUUAAUUACCCUACUCGACCUGGUAUUAAGGUUCUUAGAGAUUUGAACUUGGAGGUAUUGCAUGGGAAGACCGUGGCCUUGGUUGGACCCAGCGGAUGCGGAAAAUCAACGAUAAUUCAGUUGCUUGAGAGGUUCUAUGAUCCUUCCAGCGGAGCUGUCGAUAUCGAUAACCAGAAUUUGAAAAACGUCAAGUUAUCAUCGUUGAGGAAACACUUGGGCAUCGUAUCGCAAGAACCUAAUUUGUUUGAUAGGACAAUAGCGGAGAAUAUUGCGUACGGAGACAAUUCUAGGAUAGUUCAACAAGAUGAGAUCAUCCAAGCGGCGAAGAACGCUAACAUCCAUAACUUUAUAACUGCUUUACCUCAAGGAUACGAAACUCGAUUAGGUGAGAAAGGAACGCAGCUUUCUGGUGGUCAAAAACAGAGGAUUGCUAUAGCUAGGGCUUUGGUACGAAACCCUCAAGUACUUUUACUGGAUGAAGCAACGUCCGCUUUGGAUACUGAGAGCGAAAAGAUUGUUCAGGAAGCCUUGGAUAAUGCACAGACCGGCAGGACUUGCAUAACCAUAGCUCACAGGCUAUUAACUAUCCAAGACGCUGAUGUAAUCUGCGUAGUAAACAAAGGUGAGGUAUCGGAGAUGGGUAGCCAUUCGGAACUGUUAGCAUUGAAGGGACUUUACCAUAAACUCUACAGCAUGCAAAUGGGACAUAGAUGAAGAGGAUACUUAAGAAAAAUCGUGGAUAUGUUAGUACAAUUCCUUUCAUAGAUCUUAUUUACGUGAUAAAGUAUUACAACAAUGAAUAUAUAAUUAAACAUGUAAUCUUAAGUUUCCAAGUAUACAAUGUAAGACAUAUUUCACUAAUUUUAAUAAAAAUUAAAAUUUAUAUGUUGACAA
Molecule: messenger RNA, 4204 nt
Organism: Nicrophorus vespilloides
Lineage: Eukaryota; Metazoa; Arthropoda; Insecta; Coleoptera; Silphidae
Product: multidrug resistance protein 1B-like
Exons: 18
Coding region: 215-4024 (1269 amino acids)
Biological process (GO): transmembrane transport
Cellular component (GO): membrane
Molecular function (GO): ATP hydrolysis activity; ATP binding; ABC-type transporter activity
Source: RefSeq, a predicted model, not a curated record